GACUGCGAGCUGCAGUUUGGGCACCCAUUCCUUAUAUCUUGACUUGACAAUGAAAAUUGCUUGUCUUUAUUUCAGUCAAUGUGAUUCAGUCAGAGGGCAGAAAACCAUUGUGUUCUUCAACAACUUCAUCAGAUGACACUCAACACGCGAGUGACUGCACCAAGCAACUCGAUACUGCAUCACAGAACACCGAAAUAUGCCCUACCUAUCCUGCAAAUAGUAAAUGUUCUGCUUAUUUAGAGAACCGAAGAAUUUACAUGACGGUAGAACAACAAAACAAAACAGAGAAAGAGGUGAUCGAUAUGAUGGCCCAGUUUAAAGUGAUACUCGGAUUUGCGAAUUAUAUGUCGCUGGAGCAAUUGGAAUAUCUUGCCAAAAAGAAGUUCACUGACAAUCAGAAACAGUUGCUGGAAAGGAUCAAGGCCAAUGCUACUAGGGUAGAGAUCUGUUUUAAUAAAAGUGUACGGUAUUUUUGUCACAAACAUUUUCCAGAAUGCAAAGUAUACUCAAGAGGCAAGGAGUAUUACACUAUGAAAACGAGAUUAUGCCGCGAAGCUUGCAUUGACAUUGCGAACUCAUGUGCUGACGAGCUAAUGUUUGUACCCAUUUUUGAUAGAGAAAAUGCAAAUUUCUUCAAAUUAAACUGCGAGUUACUACCAAAAAGGAGUACAGCAUCUACUGAAUCUUGUGUUGAUCCAAGAGCCCCUGACAAAGUGACAACGACAACACCGACGUUCACACCACGAACUCGCACACGCACCACAGAAAUUUCCUCAAAGACAUCAAAGUCACUGACAACAUCGCCAAACAAGAGCUCAUUACAAACAAGCACAAAGCCAUCAACUGAACGAACAAAGAGUCCUACGACCUCUUUGCCACCAACAACAAAACAAAAGUCGAGCAGCACUCGUCAAAGGAAGCCAUCGACUGCAUCAGAAGCUUUAUCCACCUCUACUAAACCUGACCCCAAAACCAAACCCAGAACCAAGCUUAAAACCACCCAAAAAACCAACACAAAGAUAAAGACUAAGCACAUCCCAAAAACCGACCCACAGACGAAAAAAACACGCACCUCUUCACCAGCAGGAAGCCACAAAAUAACAAUUACAACGAUUACUGAUCGGCAGACAAAAAAGAAGCAAAUAAGGGAUCAAGGAAAACAUUCACAUGCAGAGAACCGCUCUUGGCUUCAGUUGCACAAGAAAACAGUGAUAUACUCAAGCAGCGCUGCUGGACUUUGUAUUAUUAUCAUCAUAACAGUUGUUUUGAUAUUUCUCAAGAAGAGAUCAAGAACUCCACCCAACACCCAACACAUAGAUAUCGAUGAGCAGGAAUCUCCAUACUAUGUGCGGCGAUUUGAUUGCCCAGAAGAAAUCAGGAAGUUGAUGCAAGAUCUACAGGUUGAAGACUCUGGCAACGAUAGAGAGGCCAACACACCACCACCCCUUCCAGACUUUUCCCUGCGAGCAGCUGCAGAUAAUAUAUUUCUCAUGUCCAACAUUUACGAAAAAAUUGAUUAAUUUAGCAUUGCAUUACCAAAGUUAACGAAUCAGCAGCAUUUUUAAUUUUACCAUUAGUAAAAAUAAAUAACAAAGGAUGUCAUUUGAUAAAAUUUAAAACGCAGCUUGCUAAACAAAUUUAAACUAAACAGUCCGACCCUAAAACUGGCCUAAAGUUUCAAAGAUCUUGGGAACACACUAAGUUUUAAAAGAACACACAAAGAUGCUCCAAUGACAAUAAAAAAUAAAACAAAAUACCUAGUUGACCUAAACAUACCUAAUUUAAAAAAGAAAAAUUAGACAGAAGUAUAAAAUUAACUGGACAGCUCUGCCAACACAGCAUCGAGUACUAUAUGACAGAUUAUGUGUGAGCAGAAAAGCAACUAGAAAUACUGGAAAAAUACAAAUAUAUUAUUUAUUUACAAAUAAUGCAGAUAUAUUUUUUCUAGAUAGCCAGUGAAUUAAACGGAUAGCCCUAACAUUGUAAAAAUAGGAAUGCACUGAGAAAAUUGCAGAUGAUUUAAGUCUCACCUCGCUGCAAAAUUAAUUUAGUCUCCGUGACUUCCGCGGACCACGAAAUAAAUUUAACAAAGGUACAAAUUUUUUAUCAGACGCUCGAUUUUUUCUUAGCCUUUUGAAGCAUUGAGGGAAAUUGUAAAUCUAUUAACUUAGUGUAUAACAAUAAUUAAAUAAAAAACCAAAUAUGUAAAUUCAAUAUUUAGCGGUAAAAGUACCAAAUAUGUAAAUUCAAUAUCUUAAUUAGUAUAUGAUUGUUCUUUUUUUAAUCAAAUCAAAGCCAUAGACUAUUUUGUAGUCUUUCCUCAUUGUUGCUAUUUUACACUAUUCUAUGUUCGAAAUGACGAAAAGCUAGAUUUGUCGUGGAUAAAUUAUAGAUAAGGGUGUUGCGAACUGUAUUGUUUUUGUUCAAGUUAGUUGGCCGUCAAAGGAAACUAGGCCUAAGUGACGAGAAGAAGAUAUGCAAGAGCAGACUGGAAAAUAUUCAAUGAAACAAGCAGAGUCAAUCAAGGUACUCACCUACGGCUUCAGGCCUAAAUUUAAGUGUAUAAUAAGCUCUGCAGCAAAAUAAUGUUCGACAACUAAGAUAUCCCAACCAGGCUACCAGAGUACAGCAACGUUGUAUACUGAAAGCCAGCUACUGCUAGAACUUUUCAGGCCUAAACGUCCAUGCCAGCGUGGAUUCCAGGGUUUGUAUGACAAGAACCAAUUCCCUAGCCGAACUAAAUACCCAAGUGGACCUGACUAUUUUCAAACACAAUAAAAAUCCGCAAUUCACGAAUGGCGACGCAUAUUUGACUGCUUGCAUCUUUCUGUCGCUCUGUCAAAAAUUUCCCACCAUCCUGAAUACUUAGUUUGCCCUGAACACUUGAAUAAUUUCUAGGUUUUAUACAGCGAUAUUAUUAAAAUAUUGUUCGAGGCUGCAUUUAAACCUCUCUUAUUCUGAAUCACAUUCCAUUUAGGCAUAGUUGCCUCGUAGGGUUUGUUUGAAUAUUUUCAAAGACUGCACCUAGAGCUCUAAUGUCUUAUACUAUUAUCGUGUUUAAUGAAAAUAUUUGAUUGCAAAAAGCUCUUACUUUCGGAGAAACUUCUUCAACAGCUACGCAUUGCUAUUCAUUAAUACCCAAUGUUACGUCCAUGCCACUACCCGGCAAAAGGCACUUUCUAAACAAUAUGUGCGAUGUAUUUCUACACCUUGAGAUAAAACACGAAGAAAAGAAAUGUUUUGCAAAAACUAGUUCUUGUUUUCUGCUCAGUAUGAUUUUAAAUUUGACUAUCAAUAGAUAUCUCGUUCAGACUUCAGUCCAUUUUAGCAUCCACUGAUACCGAGGAUACUGCCUCUAUAAUGUCCAGCCGUGGCACUUACAUCUCGUUUGUUUGGUCGACGUACCAUUGCAGCGACGUACCCCUGCAUUCGAAUGGAUCCUUCAUUGAUACUUUGAUACACAAUGCAUUCUGGUCUAGAUUAAAGAACAGAUGAACAGAAAAAAUCAAGCGUCAGUAGAAUAAGUUAAUAAGCCAAUCUUACUUUUGAUAAGAAAUUUGCUAUAAGAAAUCAGUGCUUAAUAAGAUUAAGAAACUUCAAUAGUGAGAGGAAAAAAUAAAGAAAUCAUCGGAUUUUAAAAGUGGAGCCUGUUAUUGUUGCAUGUUCACAUCAAUGUGAUUGGGUGCAUUUUAAUUGACUGAGUAAAAUGCGGGUGAGCUACGUAUGGUUGUUUGCAACUUAAAUAUUAAUGCAUAAAUUUACCUUAGUGUUGAAUGAAGAUGCAUCUCUGUACAGAUUUUUUUAGUUGCAACAACAUUCUGUCUGUCCCAUGUGGACACUUCGCAGUUAUCAGCUUUGAUGCUAAAUUCUGCUACCCCAUAAUCUCGUGCUACCCUCGAAUACCAUUUACUUGCAGGGGCAGAUUGUCUUCAUUCGAGGUCAGUUUGAAUGGCCAUCACGUGAUCACUUUAGAGUACACCAUGCAACUUCAUCAGAGUUUAUUUGCAACUACAAACACGAAAGAAAGAUCCGAUUAGGCUUUUCAAUCCAGUUUUAGGCAAUGUGAUGAAGAGGAUCUAUGAAAAAGUACUGUCAAAAAGCCAAAAUUCAAACGUUGACGACAGUUAUAUUCUUUUUGUGUUUGUGUCAGAUACUUAAAUUAUUAUCUCUCAUCUGACUUUGCUCCGGCUAAUGUCGGGGAGUAAAUUACUGAAUAAAAGCGCUGCAAGUGGACCGUGAAUUAGUGGAUUCAAAACAGAUAUGCCAUGCUGCUUUGAAAAAUUCUUCUAAAGCAUGCAUGAUCAUGUCUCACUAAAACUAAAUCAAUCAAGC
Rhopilema esculentum is the source of this 4332-nucleotide messenger RNA. The record is from RefSeq and is a predicted model, not a curated record. NCBI's taxonomy places the organism in Eukaryota, Metazoa, Cnidaria, Scyphozoa, Rhizostomeae, Rhizostomatidae.